AUGAAUUCUUGCUUGAGAUUAGCUAACAAUAUAACCUCAGGAGGACAAAGAGAUCUUGAAUCUGGGGGAACAAUGACAGAGCCGCUGAGAGGAGAAGGAAGAGCAGGAAACUCCAAAACGAUGCGGGAGAAGGGGAAGAGGCAGGAACCCGCCUUAGCCAGCGGAAAGGGGCGGGGCUCUUGUCUGACUUGCCGGGGCGCCAUCCUCUCUCGUCACUUCCGUAAACAAAAGAGUCUGAGAAGGCGUCCCAGCUGCGAUGUGACUGCGGCCGCUGUGCGGGCUGAGCCGGGGUAUCGCGCCCUGCUCCUCCCGCCUCAGGUCUUAAAAAACCGGUCUUGGUGCAUCAAGAAGCAUAAAACUAUGGAAGAAAGGAAAAUAAAAAGGAAGAGUCCUAAAUCCUUUAGUUCCCAUUCUACUCAGCUUGUUAAUUCCAAGAAAAACUCUCUGCCAGUGAGUAAAAGUACAGGGUUUUCAAAUCCUACAUCACAGUCAACUUCACAAAGACCAAAGUUAAAAAGAGGUAUGAAAGAAAAGGCAAGACCUCAGGGAGGGGAAGGAAAGGGCGCCCAGGCAGCACCAAUUCAGCACUCUUUUCUCACCGAUGUCUCAGAUGUUCAAGAGAUGGAGAAGGGUCUCCUGAGCCUUUUGAAUGAUUUCCAUUCUGGAAAACUUCAAGCCUUUGGAAAUGAAUGUUCCAUAGAACAGAUGGAACAUGUUCGAGGAAUGCAGGAGAAGUUAGCUCGAUUGAAUUUGGAGCUCUACGGGGAGUUAGAGGAACUUCCUGAGGAUAAGAGAAAAAUAGCCAGUGACGCUAAUCUGGAUAGGCUUCUGUCAGAUUUAGAAGAACUGAAUUCUUCCAUACAAAAACUUCACUUGGCAGAUGCUCAAGAUGUUCCAAAUACCUCUACCAGCUAAAAGAAAAUGCAAUUCACUCAUUUGUCUUGUGAUUCAGAGAAAAAGUCAUCUGAAUCCAGCUGAAUUCAGAAGCUGAUUCAUCUUCUCCACAACAAAGAAUUAAAGUGCAUAUGCAACUGAUUGUUUUCACACAUUGCUUUUAGUAAAUCUGACUGCUGUAAUUCACCAUAGCUGGAGGUCAGGCUAUGUUGAAGUCUUAAAUCAGGAAAUGUGACUGCAAGAUUGUGCUGCUAUGCUUUAUAUUACUGCCUUAUCAUCUAAAAGCUGAGGGUAAGACUUGAAAGUGCAUUUAUUUCAUGCUAAGUGUUGUUCACAAGACUGAAGGAUUUCUCCUUCUCAAGCUCAUCAGCAUUGUUCCAAUUUUUACUCAUAAGUUGGCUUGUGACAGCUUAGCUUCAGUUUACAAGUAGACAAUCAGCACACUACUCAGUGUGUAUGUCGGUGGCCAAUAGCAACAAAAUGUUAAAUAAGUAUUUGUGAAUUUGCUAUUUUUAAUAAAUUAACUGUUUUAAAUUA
Molecule: messenger RNA, 1431 nt
Organism: Dromiciops gliroides (monito del monte)
Lineage: Eukaryota; Metazoa; Chordata; Mammalia; Microbiotheria; Microbiotheriidae
Gene: CCDC28A
Product: coiled-coil domain containing 28A
Source: RefSeq, a predicted model, not a curated record